AAAGGUGAAUGAGAAAGGGAAAGGGAAAAAGAAAACAAUGGUCGAUGUCAUAAAAUGGGUUUAGUGGGGUUUUAGCUUUUGCAAUGAAAGAAAGAGAAUGUUAUAGGUUUUAGUGGGAGCAGGCGUGCCAAUUGGGUUUUGGGGAGAGGAAGAGAAGGUUUAAAAAAAAAAGCUGCCGGCGUGCAUAACCAUCAUCAAACCCACCAUCAUACCACAUUUACAUUCCUUGCCUCCUACUCCCUCUCCAAAACCUGCCAAAAUUCCCUUACUUUUUCCUUUUCUUUACUUCUUGCAUUAUCCCAUACAUAUUCAUAUAAUAAUGCCCCUAUGCUAACAUCUAGGGCAUGCCCCCUCCUCCACUCUCAUAUCUUAUAAUCUUCAUCUCUACAUACACCCAAAAUUUCAAAACCAAAACCCCACACAAUGCCAAACUCUCCCAAUUCUUACCAAAAAAAAAAAAAACCCAAAUUGAAUUCACCUUGUCUCCACCUUCUUUGUCCUCAAGUGCAAUCUUAAAUUCUCUCUAGAAACAAAAUCUUUUUUUGGGUUUGGUCUUAAGCUAUUGCUACUCUUGAAUCAUGGCCCUUGUCAUUGAAAUUGUGGGGAGUUUCUCUGGUCCCUGGUUUUGUUCGACAAUCAUUAGGAAAAUUCCAUGCUUGGACUCUUUGUCCUUGUUUGGAGCUAUAAGCUAUGAUUCAGGACAAGACCAGAGUGGUGCACGUUCUGUACGUAUGGGAAAAGGGCAACUCAGUCAUGACUCAAACUCAAUUCCCAAUACUAACCACAUCAAAAUGUUCUCCAUAAGUUAAUUUCUCAAACUCCAAAACCAUAGGCAAGGGCAAAGCUAGCGUAGGCAAACCUUUAAUUUAACUGACCGACAAAUUAAAUGGAAUAGUCAGUU
Rubroshorea leprosula is the source of this 901-nucleotide messenger RNA. The record is from the annotation of a GenBank genome assembly. Lineage: Eukaryota; Viridiplantae; Streptophyta; Magnoliopsida; Malvales; Dipterocarpaceae.